This is a messenger RNA of Catharus ustulatus (Swainson's thrush), 6831 nucleotides long. RefSeq names its product myosin XVB (gene MYO15B). The transcript is spliced from 43 exons. The record is from RefSeq and is a predicted model, not a curated record. Bases 289 to 5247 code for a protein of 1652 amino acids. Gene Ontology annotation, molecular function: protein binding. Gene Ontology annotation, cellular component: cytoskeleton. Lineage: Eukaryota; Metazoa; Chordata; Aves; Passeriformes; Turdidae.
GUGCAGCAGCAGCACCAAAGGUCUCAAAGUUCACCUGCUGCAAAGUUCCUCCUUUCCCCCACCCCACAGCCCUGCCCUUUGGACUUUAGCUUGUCACUGUCUUUGUCAGCCCAGCCCUCCUAAGCUCCCAUGUAGUCCCAGUGCUGUGCACACCUGACAGGCAGGAGAGGCACAGGCACACACAGGGACCCUCCUUCCCCAUCCCGAGUGGGAGUCAGCAGGAGUUAGAGGAAAGGAAACAAAGAAGGAGCUCCCUGGCUCGUGGUGGCACAGAGAAUAGUCCAAGGAAUGGACGUGGGGCUGCUGGAGAUCCCUGCAGAGCUCGCAGCCCUCCUGCACUUUGUUGAAGGAAACCGAGCCCAUGCCAACCAGAUAACUGAGACACAGCCCCCAGAAGUCAAGGUCAAGGAUGACCUUUCCCUCCCACCCACCAUCAACAGCUAUCCCUUCUCCUCCUUUGUCAGAUCACACUUCCAGAAACCAGAUUUCCCUGCCCCUGGUCAGCCUCUGCAGCAGCCCUUAACCCACCUGGAUGCUGAACACCAGGAGAGUGCACUUGAGAUAAACAAGCUGGUUCUGCGGUUCAUUGGUGACAAGAGCCUCCAUGGCUGGCAGGAGGUCCUGCUGGGCAACUACAUUGCUGGGAGAGGUUUGAGUGAUGCUGCUCUGCGAGAUGAAAUCUUCAGCCAGGUGGUUUCCCAGACCUGGAGGAACCCGGACACGGAGCACAGCCAGCGCGGCUGGGUCCUGAUGGCCACUCUGCUGAGCUGCCUCAGCCCCUCACCAGCACUGCAGAAACCACUGCUGAAGUUUGUGUCAGACCAUGGCAUGGAGGGCUACAGCGCCGUCUGCCAGCGCAAGAUGCUGACGGCAGCUGAGUGCACAGAGACAGAGCCUGCAGCCUGCAGGGCUUACCCCCCCACCCAGCUGGAGUGGACAGCAAACCAGAGGAGAGGGAAGAUGGUGCUGGAUGUUCAUACCUUUAAUGAGGAGAAGUUCUCAGCUGAGGUGGAGUCCUGGAUGACUGGGGAGCAGUAUGCAGCCUGCAUCCUGAGUGCAAGGGGCUGUGACAAGAAGACUCGAGGGUGGUCUGUCUCCAUGUUCACUGGCAACACAUGGCAGGACCUGCUGGGCUGUGACUUUGUGCUGGACCUGAUUGGGGAGAUGGAGGAGACCAGCAACUUCAGCAGCCCCUCCCAGGCCCCCACUGAGUACCCCAUCACUCCAGAGAGGGACAGGAGCACCCUCCCCGGUGACCUGGACAUGAUCCCUCCUGCUCCAGGCAUCCAGGCCCCUGCUUUCCCCCCACCCAGCCUGCCUCCAGAGCUUGCUGGUCUCCCUCCAGAUGCAAGGUUUAGGGAUGACCUGAGGACCCCUGUAGGCCUGGAUCACUAUGUGGAUGAUCUCUUCAGCCCUGUGCUGCAUCAGGGCUCCAGAGUGCCUGAGAUGGAGAACAGGGAGAUUCUCACCAGACGCAUGAAAGGAGGGGGGAAGAUUGGACCCACACAGAGAGGAAUCCUUCCUUCUGCAGGCUUCUCUGGAAUGGCUCAAACCCCGGUUUACCAGCCCAUGCCCUCCAUGAUGGGGAUGCCAGCAGCCAUGCCCAUGAUGCCAGGGGCUGGUGGCAUUGCACCCAUGCCAGCCAUGGUGAUGCCCCAGCCCAUGGUUCCAGCUGUAGAUCCCAGCCAGCUGGCAGCACAGCAGCAAGCCUUUAUCAACCAGCAAGCCAUGCUCAUGGCCCAGCAGAUGACCCUUCAAGCCAUGAGCAUUUCCCAGCAGCAGCAGCAGGAGCUGCAGAAGCAGCAAAAGUCUCUCGAGAACUCCAGGCCAAGAUUCUCAAGGCCAGCACAAGCCUCAGCCCCAGCCACUCUCCCAAAACCCAAGAAGCCUCCCAGCAGCCAGGCUGCUGCAGCAUCAUCAAAUUCUCCAGAGCCCCCAGCCAAGGCAAAAGAGCCGGAUUAUAACUACGUGGAAGAGGAGUUCUCCAGCAAUGAGGAUGAUGAUUAUCCUCGGGAAACCUUCCAGCAGAAGAGAGAGUACUUCCAAAAGAUGGGAGAGCAGCACAUCCGAGUGAAGAAAGUCAGACCUAGCAAAACCUGGACUCCUCCAGCACAACCCCAGCCAAAGGAGGAGGAGGAAGAGGAGGAGAAAAGAGAGGAGCUGGAGAAGAGGAAAAGAGAGGAGCUGGAGAAGAGGAAAGAAGUGAAGCCUGUCCCUAAACCAGAGCCGGCUCCUGCUUCCCCUCUGCCACCUCCUGAGCCCAAACCAAAAAAUGAGACACCAAAACCAAGGAAGGAGCCUCCUGUAGUGAAGCCUUCAGGCCCUGAGUCCCGUCCUGCACCCAGCCGUGAGAUUGGGAACAUCAUCAAGAUGUACCAGAGCAGACCAGCCCCUGAACCCCUGCCUGUGCAGCCUGUCAGGAAAGUAGCCAAGCCAUUUGUAAAGAAGAGCGACCCCAAAAAUGAGGCUCUGGCCAAGCUGGGAAUGAUGAAAGCCUCACCUCAGCCACCACCAUCUCCUGUGCCACAGGAGAAGAAAACACCUCCACCUGUCAAGCCCAAGCCAGGCCCAGCUUCCAGCUCUAUCAAGGAAAAGCAGCUGCCUCUCCUGGCCAUCUUCAGACCAGAGGGUGCCCCAGCACCCAUCAGCCCAGCUCCCAGCUCCCCAGCUCCCAGCUCCCCAGCACCCAGCUCCCCAGCCCCCCAGCCCCCUUCUGCUCCCCCUCAGCCCCCACCAGCACCUGAGGACCAAGGCAGGCAGGAGGAGCCCCCAGGGAAGGACUCUGCUGUGACAGUGGCAGAUGAUGAUGGGAUCAAGACCCAGCUGUACAAGCUCACCACCAGUGUCAGCUUUUCCUAUAUCGACCCUGCCUGGAAAAUUUUUCUGCGCAAAGAGGUGUUUUACCCCAAAGAAAAUUUCAGCCACCCCUACAGUCUGAACUUGCUGUGUGAGCAGAUCAUCCGUGACACCUUCUCCGAGUCCAGCUUCCGCAUCUCCAGGGAGGAGAAGCGCAAGAUGAAAGAUCUGCUGAUGGAGUUCCGAGUUGGCAACAAUGCCCGGUCCAUUCGGGGGGACGGGAUCAAGAAGAGGAUUGUGGUGGCUGCUCGGGACAACUGGGCCAACUACUUCUCCCGCCUUUUCCCUGUUCAGGGUGAAAAGGGAAGUGAUGUGCAGAUCCUGGGUGUUUCUCACCGGGGCAUGAGGCUGCUGAAGGUGGAGAAAGCAGCUGGAUACCACCCUGAGCACCUCAAGAUCCUGCGCAGCUACUGCUUUGCAGAUGUGCUGUCAGUGGAGAUGAGAAGCAGCAAUUCCCUGGAGUUCUCCCUGAAGACAGAGCAGCUCAUCCUGCACUCUCCGAAGGCUCCGAGCAUCAAGGCCAUGGUGGAGCUCUUCAUGCAGGAGCUGAGGCAGGACUCCAACUACGUCGUGGCUCUGCGCAGCUACGUCGUGGAUGACAAGAGCCUGCUCAGCUUCAAGAAGGGAGAUCUCAUCGAGCUGCUGCCCAUGGAGGGCGUGGAGCCAGGGUGGCAGUUCGGCUGCACCGCUGGCCGCUGCGGGCUCUUCCCCAUCAGCCUGGUGCAGCUGGCUCCUGCCCCCGACUACCUCAGCAGCAGCAUGGACAGGAGGGGAGAGCAGAGGAAGAGCUUGAGAACUUCCCCAGGGAGCAGGAACACCAGCAGGGAGAGUUCUGUCCUCAGCCUGGUACCAGGAGCCAACAGCACCAUGUUAGUCCCUGCUGGUGACCAUUACACCAUGAUUGACUUCGCCACCGCCUACUUCCGAGAGGCUCAGUCCACGCAGGGCCUGAAGGGCACCUCUGCUGAGAAGAGGAGUGUUGCUGACCUGGUGCGGCACACCAAGGUCCCAAUCCAGGCGUCUCUGCUCUGCUACUCUGACAGUGAGCUGAGCGAGCUGGCUACAAAGAACUUCCAGACGCUGAUGCGGUUCAUGGGAGAUCAGCCAAAACACAAGCACCAGAAUGAGGUCCAGUGCAUCUAUGAAAUCCUCCAGCUGUGCAAGGAGAAGGAGAAUUUGCACGAUGAGAUCUACUGCCAGGUCUUCAAACAGGUCACCCACAACCCUCAGCAGGAGAGUGAGAUGCGGGGCUGGCUGCUCCUGAACCUGCUCACUGGCUACUUCCUGCCUUCCAAAACCCUCAUGCCCUAUGCCACCAAGUUCCUGCAGUUGGCCAGCAGUGAUCCAUCCAGCAGCCACCACGACAUUGCCAAGAUCUGCGAGAGCAACCUGCGCAAAAACUUCCUGUACGGGGGCCGGCGGCACCUGCCCUUCGCUGUGGAGAUGGAGGCACUGCUGAAGGGACACGGUGCCCGCCGGCUGGUGGUGCUGAUGCCUGGAGGAAUGGAGUACCUCACCAGGAUCAGGACAUUCACUGUGGCCAAGGAGCUUUUGCAGGAGAUCUGUGAGCAGAUGGGAAUAGGUGAACAGCAAGAGAUCCAGGACUUUGUUCUCUUUGCUGUCAGGAGUGAUGACAAAAAUCAUGGUAAAAUGGUGAGGCCAAUAAAACUGGAGGAGUAUCUCCAUGAUUACCUGCUGGAGGACAAGCUGGUCACUGUGACCUUGCGCAGGCUCAUCUGGAGGGCACCUCUGCACUUUGACAGCCAAGUUUACACAGAUGUCCAUUAUGGACAGGUGCUGUGGGAUUACCUGAAUGGGAGGAUCCUGCUGAGCCAGGGUGAACAAAUGGAGAUACAGGUUGGCCUUUUGGCAAUGUUCCAGCACUGGGCCAAAGGGGAGCAGCAGAACUCUGCUCCCUCCAGGGAAGAGCUGAAGGAAUACACUCCAAAGACCCUGCAGGACUCCAUCAACCCCAUGGCUCUGCACAACCACGUGGCCACUCUGCUGAGAGCAAGGCAGCCCCUCCAGCCUCUGGAUGCAAAAAUCCAGUUCAUAGAGCAUGUGAUGAAAUUGCCUUUCUUUGGCUACACCAUCUUCGUCGUGGAGAGAAUCAGCGAUGAGAUGGUCCCUGUGCCCUGUUUCUUUGGUGUGAACAAGGAGGAGAUCAUAGUGGUGGAUGGAACCAGCCAGGAGGUGUCGCGGGCCGUGCCCCUGCAGGAGCUGCAGAAGAUGCGCACCCUGAGGCCCAUCUCCGACGGGGGCCUCCCGGGCCUGGAGCUGCACUACGGCUCCCCUGACAGCCCCAGGGCCAUGUGGGUGGAACUGCCACAGGCCAAAGAACUGUACCACACGAUUGUUGUGAUCCUGGAUAAAACAGAGCUGCGCUCCUAGAGCCUAAGAGGAGGAGGAUGGCCAAGGAAAACCGCACUGAAUUUCCCUUUCUCUGAACUUGAUCAGUGCUCCCUGACCUGUCUUUGGGAGAGAACUCUUCCAGAAGACACCCAUGACCUCAGCCAGCUGCUUUCUAAGAAUGCCACCACAGUGUUUGUUGAUGGAGUGACCAUAACCCUCGUGACCUGCCCUUCAGUCCCCAAGCACUUCCUUGAAACAAUCCACACUGUGGCUAAACAAACCCCAAGGGCCUCUCCACACCACAGCCUGUUCCAACAAAGCAGCUGACCCAAAGCAAGCACUUGCCUUCAAGCUUUGCACUGUGCAACGCCUCCUUUCUGUUUUGAAUUAAUUAUUAAGAGCAAAGCCUGGUGCUUGCUAGAGAUUUGUGUAUCCUGAUGCCCAGCUGAUGGCCCUGCAUGGGCUGCUGGUGUUUUCCAGGAGCCAGAUUUUUCUCUAAAUUGAUAUGCAGAGGUCCUGUAGCAGGACUUGUGAAGCAGGAGUUUGUAGAAAAGCUCCUAAUUGAAAAGCAGACCAGUGUUAAUCAUACAAUUAACACAUAUGCUGGGGCACAGAUUGAGCUGCAAUAGUAAGGAAGUUUAUUGUUAAGUAAUUUCUCACUGACAUAAUUAUAUGCAUAUGCUUCCCUCUACUACAAAGAAGUCAGUCAUGGCUAUGCAGCUGUCAGGGGGAAGCAUCUUCAAACAGAACUUGUAUUAUACUGAAGUGUUGUUUUGGGUUGUACAAAAAUAUUUAAUUUAUUUUUAUUGCCACAGCUCUCCUAAUGACCUGAGGAGUAACUGCCCUUUAGGAAAUUGCAAUAAAAUAAUCACAGAGAUGUUUUGAAGGGAUGCUAUGAUACAUUUUCCAUCUAACCUGGGAAAACUUAACUGCAGGUAAUGGGUAAAGCUUGAGGAAAAUGUUGUCACUGUUGGCAAGGAGAGGGGAUAGAUCUGAGGGUGCUCAGUGCAAGCCCUGAUGCACAGUUACACUUCUGCUGAGCUGCUGCCAGUGGGAACUACAGCAUCUUCCCUGGCAGGAGCUUCCCUCUGAGUGCUGCUCAGUACCUCUGACCAGUCUGUGUGACUGAGUGGUAAGAAAAAGCUUCCAGGAACAGCCCACAGCAGUUGUAACAUUGCUUUAUUGUCAGUUCUGCAUACACCCUACAGAACAUUAAAAAAUCCAGCUGUGGAACACAGUGAUCCAAGCCCCUGGGCAGUCUCUGAGGCUGCACAUUCCUCUGGCAGCAUUGGAGCCUGAGGCCACCAGCCCCUGCAGGUAUGGAACAGAGGCAGAGCCCAAGAGAAAUCCAGCAGGACUUGUGCCAGGGAAUCAGGUUCAGGUUCCAUAUGAACACAGCAGCAGAGGUACCAUAGUGUCAGUCUGAGGGUCACAGCAGAACCUUCCCCAGCUGUAACAGCAGCACUGCUCCCUGUACAGACUUCUGGUGAGGGACAGGGAGCAAAUAUGGCUUUAGGGAUUACAAGCAAAGGCUGGAAGUGUUGCAGAGGUUAAUACUGAAAGAGUAUCACCAUUUAAAUUAAAGGGCAGAACUGGACAAAGUUAAAGAAGUUCACAUUAAAA